Hibiscus syriacus is the source of this 1898-nucleotide messenger RNA. RefSeq lists its product as uncharacterized. The coding region runs from base 177 to 1892 and encodes 571 amino acids. The transcript is spliced from 7 exons. Gene Ontology annotation, molecular function: DNA binding. NCBI's taxonomy places the organism in Eukaryota, Viridiplantae, Streptophyta, Magnoliopsida, Malvales, Malvaceae. The record is from RefSeq and is a predicted model, not a curated record.
UAGUGUGCAUCUCCUGUGUGGUUCUCUCUGUAUCUCAAAUUCGUAUUUCUUCCCCUGAGACUAUUUCUAUCCUUUUCUUUUUCCUGAGUUGCUGGAAUGUCUCCUUCAAGCUUUUUUAAUUAAACUUUUUUGAGAUAAGAUUCCAAGUUCUGAUUCUUUGGGCUGAAUGAGCUCCCAUGCCUUUACUAGAUAUUGCCACGGCUAAACCUUCCUUGCAAAGCCCUCUGGUUCCAGUGAGGGUUCAAGUUUUGUCAAAUCAAUGGAAAUCCUCCCCAUUUCCUAGGAGAAGCAAUUUUCAUUUGGGGCACCAGGAGAGCCACUGUGGAAAACUCCAGGUUAGAGCUGUUGCAACCCUCGAGCCAAAGUGCUCGAUUCCAAAACAAGACGGACUCAACAAUAAGUUACAGCUCGUUGGAGAUUCAAGCCCUUCAUCGACUCAGCCCGAACCUUUGGAGACUGGAGACUCGGAUGAUGAAUUGGACGAGAGGGAAAAGUUAAGGCGGAUGAGGAUUUCUAAAGCAAAUAAAGGGAACACACCUUGGAACAAAGGCAGGAAGCACAGUGCAGAGACGCUUCAGCGGAUAAGGGAGAGAACAAGGCUUGCAAUGCAGAGCCCUAAGGUUAAAAUGAAGUUGGUUAACCUUGGACAUGCUCAGAGCGAAGAGACGAGAGUGAAAAUUGGAGUGGGAGUCCGAAUGGGAUGGGAAAGGCGUCGUGGGAAGUUAAUGUUGCAGGAAACUUGCCACUUUGAGUGGAUGAACUUGAUUGCCGAAGCAUCUAGAAAAGGCUAUUGUGGCGAGGAAGAGCUUCAGUGGGAUUCUUAUAAGAUACUAGAUGAGCAGUUGACAAAGGAGUGGCUGGAAAGUGUUGAACAAAGGAAAUUGAUGCCUAGACCGAAAGGGAGCAAGAGAGCACCAAAAUCCCUUGAACAAAGAAGGAAAAUUGCAGAAGCCAUUGCUGCCAAAUGGGCCGAUCCAGAAUACCGUGAGAGAGUUUGCUCUGGGUUGGCUAAAUUUCAUGGCAUUCCAUCUGAGGCUGAAAGAAAACCGAAGAGGAAGCCAACAAGUGGUACACAAUGCAAACAGAUCCCUUUGAAACGGAAAGCUAGCGAUACAAUCGAUUCUUCUGCUAGUGAGACUAUAAGCCCAAUCGAGCUGAUAAGGAUACGAAGACGAAAUAAAUCACUUUACAAGGAUCCUAUGGCAAAUUCCAAGCUCGAGAUGUUGAAGAACAUACGAGCACAAAGAGCAGCUGAAGAAACAAAGAAAACUGAAGCUGUUGAAAGAGCAAGACUUUUAAUUGCUGAAGCUGAGGAGGCUGCAAAGGCCCUCGAGGUCGCUGCAAUUAAGAGCCCUGUUGCUCAAGCUUCCCUUGUUGAAACCAGAAAACUUAUAGCCGAAGCAAUUCGAUCAAUUGAAUCGAUAGAGAUCGGACAAAUUGCAUCCAACGAGAACACCAGAUACAUUUCUGUCGACUCGGUUGAACCGGUUAGCCAGGUGGAAAACAAAAUGCAAAUAGGAAACAUCCGUUCAAACGAAGCUGAACCGAAAGAAGUAAACGGGAACCAAUCCCUUUCAUUUAGCAAGCAUGAGGAGUUUAAUCUCCCUAGCUUCAUUUUCCCAAAGAUGGUGAAUGGCGAUAGCGAUGUACAACUUGCUUCUUCGAAUAACCAUAGUUCAUCGACUCUUGGCUUCGAUACUUUGAUCAAGUCGGAUUCAUCUAAGCAACACAACCCAUUGGAAACAAACGGGGCCAUCGAACACGAGAAGAAUCCUCCGGUAAAUGGAACCAAAGUUCAGUUGAAGGAUUAUGGUGUGCCUUCUAUAGCAGUCGCUGUAACCAAGAAAUGGGUUCGUGGUAAGCUUGUUGAAGUCACUGAAGAAGUUUCGUAAGGACCA